Suillus subalutaceus is the source of this 252-nucleotide messenger RNA. RefSeq lists its product as uncharacterized. NCBI's taxonomy places the organism in Eukaryota, Fungi, Basidiomycota, Agaricomycetes, Boletales, Suillaceae. Bases 1 to 252 code for a protein of 83 amino acids. The transcript is spliced from 3 exons. The record is from RefSeq and is a predicted model, not a curated record.
AUGUUUUAUUUCUUUCUUGCUCUCAUUCACACUCUUCCCUUGGCAAUUUCUGAUCUUUUGUGCUCUGCUCCUGCUCCUGCCCCUCCUCUUUUUCGCUCUCCUCUCUCUCUCCAGCUCUCUGCACCUGCACCUGUUUUCGCUCUUCCUUCUGCUCUUGCUCAUGCUCUCACUCCUACACCUGCUCCUGUUGUGGCUUUUGCUAUCUCCCUUCCUUAUUCUUCUCCUAGUAUUCCUCAAAAUUCAAGUUUUUGA